Diachasmimorpha longicaudata is the source of this 1790-nucleotide messenger RNA. RefSeq names its product putative inorganic phosphate cotransporter. The record is from RefSeq and is a predicted model, not a curated record. The coding region runs from base 418 to 1641 and encodes 407 amino acids. The transcript is spliced from 6 exons. Gene Ontology annotation, molecular function: transmembrane transporter activity. Gene Ontology annotation, cellular component: membrane. Gene Ontology annotation, biological process: transmembrane transport; monoatomic anion transport. Lineage: Eukaryota; Metazoa; Arthropoda; Insecta; Hymenoptera; Braconidae.
AAUAAUUGUGGACAUUGACCUCAAAGCAGCUAUGAACGUCUCCAAAAAGCUGACCAACCAAAGUGUCAAUAUUCUGGCGACAAAAAUUCAAGAUGGUUUCAAGAAUGAGCGUCUAUUGACAUACUAUCAACCACCAGUCCCAAAGAGUUAAUCAAGAACGAAGAAUUCGAUUUCUCAAAAGGACAAACUCCCCUGAAAGUCCAGAAAUAUUACGAAAAAGUUGAAAAGAUACGAGGCUGAUGAGCCUACAAAAAAGUAUCAUUAUUACUGCAGAUGCUGAGGCUCAAAAACUUGGCUUCAAGUUCAUGUUGUACCUUGGAGUGAAGUGCUGCAACACUGGGAACUUUCAAGGUAAAAGGAUCAUCACUGGACAAUGUCGGUCCGAUUCUGAGCUCAUUCUUCUGGGGCUACACUGUGAUGCAGAUACCAUCAGGCCACCUAGCUAGAAUAUGGAGUGCCAAAAUGGUCUUCGCAAUUGGUGUAAUGUUGAAUGGGAUUGGCUGUAUGCUGUGCCCCAUUUUCUUCGAUGAAGGAGGCUGGAUAUACCUUUGCAUAUGUAGAGUUGUCAUGGGACUCAGUCAAGCUUGCUGUCUGCCCUGUAUUCACACUCUACUGUCCAAAUGGGUGCCUACAAGCGAACGUGGACGUCUAUGUACUCUGACCUAUGCGGGAGCACAGUUUGGCACAGUUAUUUCAUAUCCCAUAUCUGGAGCUAUGAUAGAAGCUAUCGGAUGGAGGAGUGUUUUCUAUUCUUUUGGAGCUACUGCCGUAAGUUGGUCAUUACUCUUCUACGUUUUCGGCUCUGAUUCACCAGCUUCAUCAGCCCAGAGGUCUUUCUGUGGUAUUAGCGAUACUGAGAAAACAUGGAUUGAAAAUGCUCUUGGACUUCAUCGUACUGGACAUCUAAUGGAACAAAAACAGAUUCGCACGCCUUGGAAGGCAAUAUUGAUGAGUCUACCAUUUUGGUCACUAGUAGCGGCACAUUGUGGUCAGAAUUGGGGUUUUUGGACAUUAAUAACAGAGACAAGUAUUUACAUGAAUGGAGUGCUUAACUUUGAUAUCACCGAGAAUGGACUUAAAUCAGCACUUCCAUACGUUGCAAUGUUGGCACUGACAUUCCCCGUUAGUUGGUUGUCUGAUUGGGCGCAGACAAAGGGAUUAUCACGUGGAGCAUCACGAAAAAUUUGUAAUACAAUUGGCCAUUGGGGACCGGGGCUUGCCCUCAUUGGUAUCUGCUUUGUACCAUCUGGAGAUACAACACUACCAGUCGUACUCUUAGUUAUCGCUGGGGGAUUGAACGUCGGUGCUAUCUGCGGAUUCCAAAUUAAUCACAUGGAUCUUAGUCCCAAGUACGCUGGAUUACUGAUGGCCUGCACGAACUGCGCUGCGGCAAUUGUUGCCCUCUUAGCACCGCUCAUUGUUGGAGAAAUCGUCACAGAUCAGACGAACGCCAACCAGUGGAAGAUUGUUUUUUACCUAUCCGGGGGUAUUUAUUUCUUCGGAAAUUUGAUGUUUAUCGUAUUCGGUAGUGGAGACACGCAGUGGUGGGAUGACGUUGAAAAUAUUAAACAGUACAGUGAUGAAAUGAUUAUGCAUCGACGAUCGCCAUCAGCUGCUGCCGAAGACAUUUUGAUUUCUUAGCAAUUACCUCUCACUGAAAAUCAUUCAUUUGUUUAAGAGUACUGUACUGUGAUAUUCAAGAAGAUUAUUGUUGAUGGAACGUAUUUUAUUAUGAUGUUGUUAAUGAAAUAUUGUACAGUUAAAAUAAAGCACUUUGUGAUGGAAACUUA